UUAAGUAUUGAGCCCGUGAGGAUUACCGCUGCCAAUCCAAGAUGGCGUCUCCUCGAAGUCCACGAAGUCCUACAAGCUCUUCUUCUUCGCCACGUCAAGACAGCUCAAAAUCUUCUCAAUCAAUUUCUUGGGAUGCUGAGAUCGAUGUUAAUACUCUCUUUGUCGAGCAUUCUAUCGAGGAAAUUCGAGCUUUAGAAAAAAAAACAAGGGGAGACAUAGAGAAGAAGAAAGAGGAACUACGUCUUAUGGUCGGGGAGAGGUACAGAGACCUGAUUGAUGCAGCAGAUACAAUAACUGAAAUGAAAGAUUAUACUAAAAAGAUCACAACAUCGGUCGGAGACAUUCAGAAACAGUGUAAAGAGCUACAUCAGUCACAUAGAUGCUAUGGAGUGGGAGGAAGCCCUUCUGUCAAACCAACAUCAGGAUCACCUCACUCCAAGAAUGGUUUCUAUUCUCUUGCUGCUCAGAUGAAACUUCUAGUUGAUACACCAGAGAAGAUUUGGAGUGCACUUGAGAGACAACAGUAUCUGAAAGCAACACAGUUGUAUCUUCUGUCGCAUCACAUUGUAAGCAUUCUGCACCUGAACUCUGGAAGUGGUGCUGCACCAAGAGUUUUAUCAUCAUUUCCAAUACUUCAAAGACAAUGGGCAGCUAUAAGUCACUUCAAAGACUCUAUUAUCCAGGGAAGUCGAGCUCUUCUUAAAGAUGCUACGCAAACAGACGAGAUGACUGCCGAAGCUCUUUGUUCAAUUCUACUGCUUGAGGAAAGUUCACCUAGACAAGUGUUUUCUGAGUUUCUUCUGGCAAGAAAAUCAUCCCUUCAGGAAAUAUUUCAUCCAAGUCAACAUUCUACGAGCAUCAAGUCUCAAGUUUGUGAACUAAUAAGAGUAAUGAGGACAAGCUUGUAUCAAAUACACAGUAUUUUUAUAUGUGAUGUGGAAAAUACAGAGGAAAUCCAUGAUGUUAAAGACAAUCCAGCAAUGUUGUUUCAAACUCUGAAUCGUGUUACGAAACGGGACAAAUCAGAUCCAAACAUUGAUGAAGAAGUGCUAGAGGCUUUAUUUGGUCCAGACUUUGACUUGGUAACAAGUGCACGGUACCUUCCAAAGACUGUUCUAGAAUACAGGCCACACAUAAGAGCAUUUCCAGCUACUAUUCCAUUGCCCAAUAUUCAAGGAAACUGUGAGGAAUGGAUUGGAAUGUGUUUGAAAGACAUCUCAAGUGGUGUUGGCAAACUUCUCACCUACGUAGGCACCUUGAAGGGACUUGCAUCCAUGAGAGAUGCCAUCUGGGAGCUCCUCAAAGAGUGUGAUUCAAAUGCUCAGUUUACUCAGGAUAAUGAAGUAGUAGAGUUAGAAUGGAAUCAACUGUGCACCAAAGUUAUCAACCAUGAGUUAUCGCUGUGGGACAAGUUUAUGAGACCGUUAUUUGUUAACCGUGCAAAGGCCAUACUGAGUGGACUAUUAGAUGCUACUGUUGUGUCCUGUCAAAACAUGAUCAUCCAAUCACAAGAUGACCUGUCAGUCGACAUUGCUCAAGACACCAAUGCAUUAUGGGAACGAGACAUAUCUCGAUAUGUUUGGCACGAAAGCGUCAAUGACGUACCUCUUGCGUCGUUAUGGGGCAACCAAUCAGGGGAUACUAAGAAGCAGUCUUUGGACGGUGAUGGGCUGGCGUUGAAAGCUCGUGGGUGUACCCCAGCAGUUCAAAGACUUUGUGUCUGCAUAAAUGAGAAGCUCCAAGCCACAUCAGAUGAUGCCCAACAUUUCAUAUCUAAGAUCAAAGACACUCAGUCGUCUGAGAAGUCUCGCGUAUCCAUCAGUGGACGAGCUGAGGAACUGGGGAUUAUAGUCGGACAGACAGACAAGAUUGAUGAGAAGGGACCGUUUGAUCGAUUCUCGGAUGCCAAGGAGAUACAGACCUUUUUACAGGAUACUUGUUUUGAUGCUUUUAAUAGACUGCUAAAUAAUGUAGACAAAUCUCUGACUGAUCACAAAAAGAAGCUUGAAUCUUGUCCUUCUAUCUACGAUACAACAAGCAUUGACAGGGUGCUCUUUGUUGGUCGUCUUUGUCAUUGUAUGGUCGAACAGUGCCCACAACUAAAGAUAGUCAUGCGAGGAGCUGAACCGGAAGAAAAACCCAAUGCACGUCAGUCAACACCCAGAUUAUCAAGACAAUCCAGUCUCUCAAAAAGAAAGACUGAACAGACAAACGAUACCAAGUUAAAGGAGUUGGCAGCACUAAUUAAAAACAGAUAUUACUCCGCGUUCAGGCUAUGGAAAGACUGGGUGUGCGAUAUUUUCGUAAAAUCAUAUGAAGACUCCUUGCUUAAAGGUGGCACAGAGGCUGCGCUGUUUUCAAUGACGAGCUGGGAAGAACUGAAAAUCCAAGAGGAAUCAGAAACCGGCGAGAAAGUACAAUCAACUAUUCGUGUCCCUAUGCAGGUAUCGUCUUUCGUCACGUCUUUACUCUUCAGUCUUUGUCAGGAACUUAAUCGAAUCGGAGCACACGCACUAGACAGAAAAAUAUUACAAGAGCUAGUCGACACAUUAUCCGAUAACAUUUUGCACCUUUACGAAAAGCUCGUGGAGGAGAGUGAAACCAGUUUGCCUCAAAACCGAUCUCUUCAGUGCCUGUUCGACUUUAAAUUUAUCUCUGCAAUUUUCGCGGGAAGAUCCGAUGAGCCUAUCCAGGAAUCGACUGAAAGCUUCUCUGUUCGCCGUGAAGCUGUUAUUGAUUCACUAGAAGGAGUUGUGGAUCCUUUUGAUCUAGAUGUAUUUUCUCCUUAUCUGGCAGCGAAUUUAAACAGACAGCUUCAACGAUGUGGGGUUCUAUUUGGUGUAUUAGUGAGUCUAGACAAACAUUCCAAUCAUUCCUUUGGAGUGACGUCACGACCGUCUGGCUCGCAAGAUCAACACAAUAUCAUGCCUCUAGCGCCCAACCCUCCACGGUUUACUCUGCUUCCUCUGAGUUCGCAUCAGAGUUCUUUAUAUGGCCUGUCAAGUGGUACUAGACUCAGCGAACCAAAAAAGUCAAGCAAAUCUCAGAUGGGACAACAUUCGUCACUUCUUGGCAGUACAGCAUUUUCAAGACACGAUCAAUUCUUUAAUUUAAAGAAGAAUAAGGAACAAACAGUCAUAUAGCCUAACCUAUGAAGUAUGGCACUUAGGGAUGCACAUUUUGAAUAUAUAAUAUAAUAAAAUGCUAUUAAAUAGACAGUAACAUUUGUAAGUAAUGUUCACAACAUAGACGGGAAUGUUGUAAACGACUUGUGAAAUUCACUAAUAAUUCAUAAAUCCUUUGGGAUAUUUUCAGUUUAUAUUCUAUUAGAUACAACCAUCAGUGCUGUAUCAGAACUAGUGGUUGUAUCUAAUGAGCAUUUUCAUUGUAAGACGGUUUAUAUAGGGUUUUUACAUGAUAUUCGUGUUACCUGAUUUCUGAAAUUGGAUUGGUUUGAACCCUCAUUAAUUGUUCAUGGUUUUACAAUGUUUUCUCAAUAAUGCCUUGGUUAUGGAUUUAUGUGUAUAUCAUUAUUGUAUAUAAAGUGAUUGGGUACACUAAAAAAGAAAGAGAUUCACUUAAGGGAAUGACAUGGAUUGAAAUAGGAAAAUAUUACGCCUAAGUAAGGGCUCCUUACUCGAAAGGGUUGCAAAAAGCUAAAAUGUUAAUAGGAAUUUCCUUUGUGAAAAAAUUGAAAUUGAUGUAUACAUGUAAUACCAGAAUUUAAAACACUGGGAAUGGGAAGUAGGAUGACUAAAAGGGAGAAAUAUUGGAAAUUGAAUCUGGACACUACUUCCUUUGGGGUUUCGUAACUAGACGAAUUUUAAAUACAUGUAAAGUAAAACUGCUAAUCACAGUGGUUCCUUAGAGUAGCUCUUACUCCACUGGAUUCGAAUUGAAAUUUAGAAGUUGUUUGAUAACCUUAAGUAAAAGAGAAACAAAAAAUGAUAAAAAAGAUGUAGUAAGAAAGCGCUAUGUUAAAUACAGAGACAAACAUGGAAACACUUAACAGUAAACGAAAUCUUAAAAAAG
This is a messenger RNA of Actinia tenebrosa (Australian red waratah sea anemone), 4032 nucleotides long. Its product is annotated as conserved oligomeric Golgi complex subunit 1. Gene Ontology annotation, biological process: intra-Golgi vesicle-mediated transport. Lineage: Eukaryota; Metazoa; Cnidaria; Anthozoa; Actiniaria; Actiniidae. The record is from RefSeq and is a predicted model, not a curated record. Gene Ontology annotation, cellular component: COG complex; Golgi apparatus.